This is a messenger RNA of Cyprinodon tularosa, 2108 nucleotides long. RefSeq names its product zinc finger matrin-type 1 (gene zmat1). NCBI's taxonomy places the organism in Eukaryota, Metazoa, Chordata, Actinopteri, Cyprinodontiformes, Cyprinodontidae. Gene Ontology annotation, cellular component: nucleus. The transcript has 7 exons. The record is from RefSeq and is a predicted model, not a curated record. Gene Ontology annotation, molecular function: zinc ion binding; nucleic acid binding. Bases 10 to 1728 code for a protein of 572 amino acids.
CGGACAAAGAUGGAGGCCUCUGUCUAUUCUCUGCUGUGUGCGGAGGAAGACACUAAAACUAACAUCUCUAGUUCCCCUAAUGCGACUUCUAGUACAGGUUCUGAAAAAGUAAUAAACAGUAAAACUGAUAGUACCCUGGUUAAAGAACAGAAAAGUGACGAGGAACUACUAGAGGGUCUCCUCACAGAGUAUUAUUGCCAUGUUUGCUCUUCUAACCUGUUGUUUGAAUCCAAUCGGCUGGCCCAUUAUAAGGGGAAAAAACAUGCUCAGGAGGUCAAAAAAUAUCUGAGCGCCGUGAGAGCAGAACUGGCCAGAGGUGGUCAGAACAUGGUCCGUGAUAAAAACCGUUUCUGUGAUCUGUGCAACAUUGUGUUUAAUUCACACAUAGUCGCAAAGUCCCACUACGAAGGCAAAAUCCAUGCAAAAAAUCUGCGUAAAAAAAGUCUGCCAAAAACAGAAAAAGGCACAGCUGUCCAAACUGAGCAAAGUAUCACCCCCGAUCUGUUAAACUGUGAGCAGAAUUCGUUUCAGCAGCGUGACCUGGACAUUGAUCCUGAUCCGACAGGGACCUCAAGCAUCCCGGAUGCCUCAGUCUCGUCUUUGACAGAGGUUGAUAUUAAAGAUCCUGAAAAGUACUGCGCCCUUUGCGCUGCCUCUUUUAACAGGCCUGAGAUGGCCCUGCAGCACUACAAUGGACUUAAACACCAGAGACGAAUAGCCCAACAGAAGCUCCUCAAAAACCUUGGAAAGGAUGUGCAGCCAGAAAGCUCUUUAAUGUGCAAUAUCUGCAAUGUGUCAUUCAACUCUGUGAAAGUGUACCAGACUCACAUGCAGGGAAACAAACACCAGAUCAGGGAGGGGAAGCUGAAAGACGUUCUUAAAUCUCAGUCAAAGGUCUUUGGCACAUUCGCAGAUGAACUGGCAGAUUACAUCCAAGUGCAGAAGGCCCGAGGAAUCACCCCUAAGACCAGUCAGGUUCUCCCUGAUGAAGAAGCACAGAACAAAGAUGAAGAAGAAGACAAAGUAGUGCAGCAUGAAGAGUCAAAUCAGUGUGAUUUGACAGGAACACCUGUUCCUUUUCCUAACUUACCUCAACCUUUCCCCCCUCCUCUUCAGCCUAUCCCAGGAACAUGGUUUCCUUUCUAUCCAGUCCCAUCAUGGCCUCCCUUUGGCUGGCCCUACAACCUUCCCCCUCCUGUCCUCCCCUGCCCAGGUUCCACACAGUUUGCCAGUUGGCCCACAGAUGGAGAACACCAAAGACAACUCUCUACUUCCUCCACUUGUUCCUCCUCAACCUAUUCUGAUCGUAGCUGUGGCGCUAGUGAUAGUGAUGAAUGUGAACAGAGGACAAUAAAGGGGAGGAAAACGAAAAGACACCGAAAGGAUGGAGAACGUGAAGGAGAUGAAGAUUUAAACACAGAGGAAAGGAGGAGAAAGAGACGGAGGAUGGAGACGGGUCAUGACUCAGAAGAAAGGAGAGGUGAGGAGUCAUGGGAGGAGCUGAGGGGGAAAAAGCUCAAAAGUCGCCGUAAGCGGACACAAAAACAGAAGACAUUUCAGCAGGAGGACUUUGAAGUUGACCAAGAAGGAGUCCCCACUGAAAGACUACAUUCACGGAGCAAGAGUGAACAUAGUAAGUCAACCAAAGCCAGAAAAGAGAAAAAGAGGAUUAAAGACAGUAGGACAGAGGAGGAGAAGUUGUGGGAUGACUCCAUUCUGGGCUGUUAAAUGAACACUAACAAGUCUUAUUAACUUAUACUACGGUCAUGUUUGUGAAAUAUAACGUUUGAAUUAAUAUAAAAGAGCUGUAUGACUUUAUAAUUAUUAGCAGCAUUAAAAAAGAUCCUAAAGAUGUAAUAAGCUAGCUGGCUAGCUGUAUUUGUAAGGAAUGAAUGGUUUUCCUUAGAUCAGUGUUAGUAGAGGUGCAAUGUGUACUGUUAAUAAUCACUCAUUACCUGUAAUCUAUUGCAUGCUCCUGAAAGGUUUACAAUUGUUUUUAUUUUGCUAGUCAUGCUGAUGUAAUCAUAAUUUGAAACACUUCAUAUUCUUUUGAUUAAUAUUUCACCAAUCAAAACUGUAAAAGAGUGUAGAACCUGGAGUCCCCUCAG